AUGUUGAUUGCCUCAUAUUUCGAAUCCAGUUCUACCACUGGUGCGUUCAGCAAAUCGCCCUCUAAUUUUAUAGCCAGCCCACCUACAUUCCCUGAUGCUGCCACAGGAGGGACGGGCCUUUUUAGUGGCCUGUCACUUUCAAGCCCUGGAAUUCCAAAUUCUUCCUCUGCCAGCUCAGGUACUACAGGAAAGCCUGGUCUCUUUUCUUCCAGCAUUAUCGGUGUUGCACUUUCAUCCCCUUUGCUUGGGCAGCCAAAUGCCGCUCCCACUAUUUCCACUAGUGGUACUACUGGCGGUGGAGGUCUCUUUGCUAAUUUGGCUACACAGACUUCUGUUAAUUCUGGUCUUUUUUCUUCGCUUGGAUCUUCUGGCUCUAUUGGUGGGCUUUUCUCAUCUGCUUUGCCUACAUUUUCGACUACCGCAACUCCAGGGGGCUUUGGUGCACCACCUGCUUUUGGAUCCCCGCCUCUUUUUAAUGCUUCUGGAUUAGGAAAUCCGGCCUCUUCCCCAACUACUGGUACUGGCGGGAGUAUUUUCUGCUCAAAUAUUGGUACCGGUGCUCUUAGCCAGCCAGUUUCUGGAGCUUUUGGAGGUAUAGGAAGUGGGACACUCUUCAGUGCUUCUUUGCCUGCCACCUCUUCCAGUUGCACCUUUGCUGGCUCUCCGCCCUCGUCAGGCACGGCGAAUAAUCUCUUUGCUUCACUCGCUGCGAAUUCUUCGGGGCCCUCGUUCGGCAACUUGGCCCAAUUGGCUCAAUCUGCUCAUUUCACUCCUACUUUCGGUAAGCAAUUUUGA
Messenger RNA from Protopolystoma xenopodis, 795 nucleotides. The record is from the annotation of a GenBank genome assembly. NCBI's taxonomy places the organism in Eukaryota, Metazoa, Platyhelminthes, Monogenea, Polystomatidea, Polystomatidae.